AUGGAUGAGGUCAAAGAAGUACUCCAACAGAUGCACCCUACAAAAGCCCCCGACCCGGACGGUAUUUUGGUGGGCAUUGGUGUCGUUGUCGAUAACAAUGCAAGUGAAGUUGAAGGUGCUUUGUCCUCUUCCAUUCCCACGGCCCAAUCAGUGGUAGAUCUAGAAGCCUUAGCAUGUUUGAAGGCUGUCCAAUUUGCUUUGGAACGGGGAAUUACUCGAGUGGUGUUUGAAGGUGAUUCAGCAAUUGUCAUUAACACCCUUCUACACGAUGCAGGUGCAUUCACUAGCUUCGGCAACAUUCUAGAUGAUAUACGCAUGCUCUCUGCUGUUUUUCAGUUUGUAGACUUUGUUUUUGUUAAUCGUCGUUGUAAUUUAGUAGCUGAUGCUCUAGCUAAAAAAGUUAAGCUAUUUGUUGGGGUUCAAGUUUGGCUGCAUGAAGUGCCAGCAGACAUUGCCCCUUUAGUUCUCCAUGAUGUUCACUAA
Messenger RNA from Quercus lobata, 483 nucleotides. RefSeq lists its product as uncharacterized. Lineage: Eukaryota; Viridiplantae; Streptophyta; Magnoliopsida; Fagales; Fagaceae. The record is from RefSeq and is a predicted model, not a curated record. The coding region runs from base 1 to 483 and encodes 160 amino acids. The transcript has 2 exons. Gene Ontology annotation, molecular function: RNA-DNA hybrid ribonuclease activity; nucleic acid binding.